GACACUGCAAAAUUGAUCAAGGGAUCUCGGGCUGUUGAAGCGUGAUAGGGCACUGCAAAAGAGAUAUAACGCAUGGUCUCCGGGAAUUGUAAAAGAGUAUGGCUCAAUGGGUGUGUGUCGUAGAGUAAGAACACGUGGAGAACGCUCAACGGCCUCAAGUAAACUACCUUAUCAACCACCGUCUCCAAUGGGGCAAGCCAGAUACCCUUCCGCUCUUACCCUCAGCACUGAUAGUGGUACCAGGCCGAAGGAAGUGUCUAUCUCACACUGUAAAUCCGACCAGCCACUCCCACCGCUCCCCCCAGACGCACCUGAAUACUUCAGAGCCGAUAUCCCUGUCGACUCAGAGCUGAUCAGUAUUAUUCAGAACGACUGGCCUUACUCCGUCCCCAUCGAAAUCGAACACACUCUUAUCUGGUCGCGAGUUCCUAUCUUUCACCCGGCUUUUAUUCCUGCAGAAAUCGCCUGCGUUGACCGAGUGGGGAAUCACAGUGGAGAAUCUCGUCCGCAGCCCAAAGGGCACUCCAGAGAUUGAAGGAGAUGGUGAGGAAUGCUGGAAGGGAAAUAGACGGUUGUGUGAAUCGGAGAUGGGCAGAGAGUGAGUGGGAAACUGCGUGGUUUGUCAAUCCCCCAGUGAGUGAACGAGCCUACGGUGAUGCUUCAUUAGAUGCUGAG
Molecule: messenger RNA, 675 nt
Organism: Suillus paluster
Lineage: Eukaryota; Fungi; Basidiomycota; Agaricomycetes; Boletales; Suillaceae
Exons: 1
Coding region: 107-535 (142 amino acids)
Source: RefSeq, a predicted model, not a curated record